AGCCGCAAUCGGCUCUUGAGAGGUACAACACCUGCGCGGGUGUGUUAAGAGAGUGCGACUCUUGAUCAAAGGAAUCAUUUUUUUGUUGUUGCGGUGGUGGUAGUUCCUUUUUCUUUUUCUUUCCUCCUGACAAACCAGCGUGUGUGUGUGUGUGUGUUGUUGUUUCGCAUCUCGCAUUAGUUGGGCAACUUCACAGGACUGUCCUGCUCUCUGUCGUUUAAUUUCUCCUCUCUUACAUUCAUAUACAAUGAUACACUUUUGACUUGAUUUUUAAAAGCAUACAUAUCCUGCGACUACUCGUACAAGACGCCGAAGCUCUUCUGUUGUGUGUCUUCUCACAUUGCUGUUUCCGCGCUCCAUUAAUAUUUUUUCAAGGCGACUUCUGCUGUUAUUUUUGAAAUAGUAUUUCCUGUUCUUGUUGUUGCGUCGCUCAUCUCCUCUGUACCUCCGCAUCUUCCUGCGUGACGAACGGCGCAGAUGUCCAUCGAUGCGCGUUUGUGUGACCGCUACGUCGUCUUCCUCGACAUCGACGGAGUCCUCCUCCCCGUUCCGAAGUUCACCUUCGGCGGCGGCGAACUCAGCGCAGACUGCGUGCAGCGUCUCGCUCGCCUGAUCGACCGCCUCGGCGGCAGAGACCGGGUGACCAUCGUCCUCUCCUCGACCUGGCGGACGCAGCCGGCGAUGAUGGAGCGACUCAACGCGUUUAUGCAGGCGGCGGCGGCGGGUAGCAUUCCCACCGUGCGGGGCGGGACGCCGAAUGGGACGGUGUUGGUGAGCACCGUUGCGUACUACGCCGACAACCCGUCGGAACAGCGGCUGGUGCGUGACCGCGUGGACGAGAUCUGCCGCUGGCUGCACACGCACGUGACGGACCACCCCGAGGCGAUUGGCGGCCGCUGGUUCGCCAUAGACGACAUGAAGCUGGACGUGGAUAAUCGCAUGCAGGGUCAUUUCUUGUACACGGCAACGGACGUGGGCAUCACCGAUGCCGACGUGGAGACGGCGUAUGCGAUGCUGCAGUCGCACCCGAGCCCGGAGGCGGCCCAUGCAGCCGCGGUGGCUGCGCUGACAGACCCCGCGUUGGCCCAAGAGGAGCUUGACAUCUACAAGGUGCUGCAGGAGCGGCUGGAGGCAACAGUGGCGACCACCACCGCCGAAUUGGCCGAAGCGCAGGCGAAAGUGGCGGAGCUGGCUGCGGAAAAAAAGGAGUUGAUUCGCGAAGGACAGGAGAGGCAGCGGUCGCUGGAUGACAUGCGCUAUCGUCUGGCCGUGUACGACGGUGCAAAGCGGUAUCCCGCCUUAGCCGCGGCGUUGGAGCUGGCAGGCGCGAAGACGGGUGCUGAGCGGCGCGCGAUCGAUGCGCAGAUUAAAUCGUUUGUGAUGCUGCUGAUGGAGCGCAAGGAGCUGCAGAAGAAGCUGCGCAGCGGAUCGAAGAAGACGAAGCAGGUGGUGGAGUGA
Messenger RNA from Leptomonas pyrrhocoris, 1458 nucleotides. RefSeq lists its product as hypothetical. The transcript has a single exon. The record is from RefSeq and is a predicted model, not a curated record. NCBI's taxonomy places the organism in Eukaryota, Euglenozoa, Kinetoplastea, Trypanosomatida, Trypanosomatidae. The coding region runs from base 478 to 1458 and encodes 326 amino acids.